AUGGUAAAUCCGGAAACUAUGGCCACCGGUCCGAACGUCGAGAUAAAUCUGGGUCAAGAACUCCUCAGGGCUUUUGAGCAGUUGGGCGCGAAUCAGGGCGAAUGCGUUGAUUCUUAUCGAGUUCCAAAAAUUCCACCGUUCUUUCGUAAUGAUCCAUCGUUAUGGUUCAUGCAAGUCGAGGCGUCAUGUCGCGCACUAGUCUCAGGCCAAGCCACUAUGGCUGAUUGCAUUAUUUCGCAUCUCGACAGCGACGUCAUUGCCCACGUCAAGGACAUACUAACGGCCUCACCGGCUCCCGCGGAUAUUUACGAUCAAAUUAAACAUAGGAUCGUUUCAGGAUUCGCCGAAUCCGCCGAGACUCGCUUCCGUCGACUUCUUAAGGGCGAAGUGUCCUUCGAAGGAAAACCAUCCGUUCUUUUAAAUCGUUUGUGCAGCUACAAUGAUGGAGGCUGCACUGAAGAAGUCAUGAAAACUAUUUUCAUGAACAACCUUCCGAAGCACGUUACAGCCAUUCUGGCAGGCAACGAAACUGCUGAUCUGCAAACCUUGGCCCGUCUAGCCGACAACAUUGUAGUGGCCGUUCCAACUCCGCCCAUGUCGCAAUUUAACACAGCCGCGAUUACGAAAGAAACCCCUUCGGAAACGUCCGACGCCAAACUUGACUGGCUUGUUAACGAAUUUAAGCAAUUAAAAAGCCAGGUAUCAAAACUGCAAUCAAAUUGGUCACGAAACCCAUCGCGUUCGGAUUCGCAGAACAGGGGCAAUCGCAAUCGAUCUCAAAGCAGGGACGGGACAAAGUUCUGCUUUUAUCACAAGCGGUACGGAAGCAAAGCAAAAAGCUAUAGACAACCGUGCUCGUGGAUUCAGAAAUCGAGCCCGGAAAACUAA
Messenger RNA from Belonocnema kinseyi, 888 nucleotides. RefSeq lists its product as uncharacterized. NCBI's taxonomy places the organism in Eukaryota, Metazoa, Arthropoda, Insecta, Hymenoptera, Cynipidae. The record is from RefSeq and is a predicted model, not a curated record. Bases 1 to 888 code for a protein of 295 amino acids. The transcript has a single exon.